Messenger RNA from Biomphalaria glabrata, 4206 nucleotides. RefSeq names its product intraflagellar transport protein 122 homolog. Bases 84 to 3641 code for a protein of 1185 amino acids. Gene Ontology annotation, cellular component: intraciliary transport particle A; non-motile cilium. Gene Ontology annotation, biological process: intraciliary retrograde transport; protein localization to cilium; non-motile cilium assembly. The record is from RefSeq and is a predicted model, not a curated record. Gene Ontology annotation, molecular function: protein binding. The transcript has 27 exons. Lineage: Eukaryota; Metazoa; Mollusca; Gastropoda; Planorbidae.
UUCCAAUAGUUGUAUUACCUUAGGACGCUACGGUUGCUACGAAUGAAAACAUGAUUAUUGUUUAAAAUUAAAUUAAAUUAAAAAUGAGAGCUGUUCCUACUUGGGUUGAUAAAGCUAUCGACAACAAUAAACACGAGCAAUGUGUCUGGAAUUUGUGCUUCAGUCCUGAUGGUCAAAGGCUUAUUGUGGCAGCUGGUAACAAAGUACAUGUCUAUGAUGCUUCUGAUGGAACAAUAAUCCAGUCAUUAAAAGGUCACAAGGAAACUGUCUAUUGUGUUGCUUAUGCCACUGAUGGUAAAAGAUUUGCCUCAGGCUCAGCAGACAAAAGUGUUAUCAUUUGGACAAACAAACUUGAGGGAAUAUUAAAAUAUACCCACAAUGAGGCUAUUCAAUGUCUUGCAUACAACCCAGUGACACAUCAGCUGGCAAGCUGUGCUGUGACAGACUUUGGACUUUGGUCACCUGAACAGAAAUCUGUGUCCAAAAAUAAAGUCAGCAGCCGUAUCACUUGCUGUAGCUGGACUAAUGAUGGACAGUAUUUGGCUCUAGGAUUGUAUAAUGGUUUAGUCAGCAUACGAAACAAGACAGGUGAAGAGAAGGUAAAAAUUGAGAGACCACAAGCCAACUUGGCACCUGUAUGGUCAAUAAGCUGGAAUCCCAAUAAAGAUGAAAGUGAUGUCCUGGCCAUAGCAGAUUGGGGACAGAGACUGUCCUUCUAUAACUUGUCAGGGAAACAGAUUGGUAAAGACAGACCCUUAAACUUUGACCCUUGCUGCCUGAAUUGGUUCUCUAAGGGAGAGUAUCUGGUACUUGGGGGAGCUAACAAACAGUGCUGCCUUCAUACCAAAGAGGGAGUCAAGCUGGGAGUCAUUGGAGAGCCAUCUGGAUGGGUCUGGUGUUGUGCAGUCAAGCCAGACUCUAAUUUUGUGGCAGUUGGUAGCAAUGAUGGAACCAUUGCUGUGUAUCACUUGGUCUUCAGCACAGUGCAUGGUUUAUUCAAAGACAGAUAUGCUUACAGAGACAACAUGACAGAUGUUAUCAUACAGCAUCUUAUCACAGAUCAAAAAGUUCGCAUCAAGUGUCGUGAUUUGGUGAAGAAAAUAGCAAUUUACAGAAACCGUCUGGCUGUUCAGUUGCCAGAUAGAAUCAUAGUGUAUGAGCUCUACUCAGAUGACUCAGCUGACAUGCAUUAUAGGAUCAAAGAGAAGAUCAACAAGAAGAUUGAAUCAAGUCUGUUGGUUGUCUGCUCACAGAAUAUCAUCUUAUGUCAUGAAAAGAAACUUCAGUGCUUGUCAUUUGCUGGAGAGAAGGAGAGAGAGUGGGUGAUGGAAUCAAUCAUACGUUACAUCAAGGUGACAGGCGGACCACCUGGCAAAGAAGGUCUUCUGGUGGGAUUAAAAAAUGGCCAAAUAUUCAAGAUAUUUGCAGACAACCCAUUCCCCAUUCAGUUGAUGAAACAAGCCACAUCUGUCAGAUGUCUGGACUUAAGCUGUUCACAGAACAAACUGGCAGUAGUGGAUGAGCAGAACACUUGUCUUGUCUAUGACCUGGCCAGCAAGGACCUCCUCUUUCAGGAGAAAAAUGCCAACAGUGUGGCCUGGAACACUCAGUAUGAAGACAUGCUGUGUUUCUCUGGCAAUGGAUAUCUAAAUAUUAAGGCAGGAAACUUUCCUGUCCAUCAGCAGAAACUUCAGGGAUUUGUUGUUGGUUUCAGCGGGUCAAAGAUAUUUUGUCUGAAUGUGUAUGCCAUGUCUGCUGUUGAUGUCCCACAGUCAGCUCCUAUGUACCAGUAUCUAGAGAAGAAAAUGUUCAAAGAAGCUUACAAAGUGGCAUGUCUUGGAGUGACUGAAGGUGACUGGGAAGCUCUGGCUCAUGAAGCACUUGAAGGUUUGGACAUUGAAACAGCUAAGAAAGCUUUCAUCAGGAUCAAAGACUUGAGUUACUUGCAUCUGAUACAUUCAAUAGAGGAGCGCAAGAAACGAGGUGAGCAAGACAAUAUGGUUUUCCUGGGAGAUGUGUAUGCUCACCAGGCCAAGUUCCAAGAAGCGGCCAAGUUGUACAAAAAGUCCAACCAGGAGCAAAAAGCUCUCAACAUGUACACAGACUUAAGAAUGUUUGACUAUGCCAAGGAAUUCCUGGGAGCUGGUGAUGCCCAAGAUAAGAAGCUACUUAUUACCAAACAGGCAGAUUGGGCCAAGAGCAGCAAUGAGCCUAGAGCAGCAGCAGAAAUGUAUAUAUCUGCUGGAGAGUAUCUUAAAGCCAUUGAUAUCAUUGGGGAUCACAAGUGGCCAGAUAUGAUGAUUGAUCUGUCUCGUAAGAUAGACAAAGCUGACAGGGAAGCACUUGGCCGAGCUGCCCAUCACCUGGCUAAGAUGGGUCGGUAUGACUAUGCCGCAGAAGUGUACAGCAAAAUGGGAGAUCAAAAGGCACUCAUUGUCAUGUGGGUUGAGGCCAAGCACUGGGAUGAUGCCUUCACCUUGGUAGAGAAACAUCCAGAAUUUAAGACAGAUGUGUAUGUGCCUUAUGCCCAGUGGCUGGCAGAGAAAGACAGAUUUGAAGAAGCCCAACAAGCAUUCCAUAAAGCUGGACUCCAGGCGGAGGCGGUAAAGGUUUUAGAACAGCUGACACACAAUGCUGUGGCUGAAUCACGUUUUGAUGAUGCUGGCUACUACUACUGGAAACUUUCCAUUCAAUGUUUAGAUAUUGCUAGAGAAGAGCCAGAGAAAAGGGAAGAUAUGUUGCACAAGUUUCAAGAGUUUCAGAUGAAAGCCAACAUCUACUUUGUGUAUCACACCAUCUACAGACAUGUGAUUGAGCCAUUCACAAGUGUUCUACCUGAAGGAUUGUUUAAUAUGUCAAGAUAUUUACUUCACAAUGUUGAGAAUGAUGUACCAUAUGGUGUCUCUAAAACAUCUGCAUUAUACACUAUUGCAAAACAAAGUAAGAAUCUUGGAGCGUACAAACUGGCAAGAACUGCUUAUGAAAAACUGAGACUGUUGUGUUUGCCGCAGAGGUUCCAAACUGCAAUUGACCUUGGCUGUUUAACUAUUAGAUCCAAACCAUUUCAUGAUGCAGAGGAACUCCUGCCAAUGUGUUACAGAUGCUCUACCACUAACCCUCUGCUCAGCAAGACUGGCAAUAGAUGUGUAAAUUGCAAGCAACCUUUUGUUUUUUCUUUUGUUACUUUUGAGGUUUUGCCACUGGUUGAAUUUGUUAUAGAUGAAAGCUUGACUGACCAGGAAGCUAUACAUAUUUUAGACAUGUCCAUUCCCAAAAAGAAGAAAAAAACUGGUCCCUGGGCUGAAACGAAGACUAACAAUUUUCAGUCACUGCGACUUGGUGAUCAAGCUCCAGAAGAAGAUGAGGAUCCAUUUACAGCAAGACUUAAAUCUUAUCACGAAGGGGAAGACUUUCAACCUGUGGUUGUGAACAAGUCCACAUUGCAGACAAUGUCACGCUCAGAUGUCUACAUCCUCAAGUGGCCCAAACCUCUACGCUACCAAUUUUUUAGGUCAUUACUGCCUGAUGUGCCACUCACUUUAUGUUCCACAUGUAAUAAGCUGUUUCACACAGAUGACUUUGAGCAGCAAUAUCUUCAGCGUGGACACUGCCCAUUUUGCAGAACUAAAUAUGAAGACUGAAGUUUGAAAGGACCAACACCCCAGUGCAUCUAAUCUUACCAAAUGUUUUUUUUUUUUACAUAUCAAAAUGAAUUAAUUUCAAUUCCGUCCCAAACUUACUGCCUCCAUGGUUUAAACUGAACACAGUUUCAUGUGUAAUCUGCUCAACAAGAACAUUCUAAUCCAGCAACUGUUUUACCUAAUAAGAAAUAUAGAAAGCCUAUUUACUAUCUGUAAAAUGUAUAUUCAAUAAAUUACUUCACAAAGGAAAACAAAAAAGUUGUGAUGAGGAAAUUCAUUUCAAGCUUUUAGUUUGACCUUACCACGUGUUUCCUUUUUGUUUUACUCCCCUGUAAACUCAACUCUAGGGUUUAAUAAUCUCAGAAUGAGAAACUGGUAUGAACCUGGAGGCAAGUGUAGGAAUAAAAAACUGUGAUGAUUUCUCUAAUUUUUUUUUAUAUAUGAAAUGUGUUGAGAGCAUAAAUGUUUUAAAGUUCUUAAUACUGUCAUCUACAAGCACAAAUCUUGUUUAGAACUAUUUGUUUGACAAUAAUGUACUAUAUGUAGUAAAAGAAUUCAAAUCAAA